This is a messenger RNA of Formica exsecta, 2487 nucleotides long. RefSeq lists its product as uncharacterized. The transcript is spliced from 3 exons. The record is from RefSeq and is a predicted model, not a curated record. Lineage: Eukaryota; Metazoa; Arthropoda; Insecta; Hymenoptera; Formicidae. Bases 357 to 1472 code for a protein of 371 amino acids.
GUAUUCGACAAAAAAUCUGUAUAUAAAUAAUAAGGAUAUUCUAAUAGUUUUCUACAUUGCCAACUGCACAUACGAGGGAUAUCCUAACCUCUCGUAUGUCACUGUCUUAAUAGAGAGUCGCGUUUCGUCUGUCGUGGAAGACGGAUCGAAAUUUAUACACGGAGAUAUAAAUAUAUCAAUAUACGAAUAUUAAAGAAUAUAUCUACCCAAGGGGUGUUAGAAUAAUUAGGAGUGUACUGUUCUAAUAGAGUAAUAAUAAGUUAACGUCUUUAACGUUAACAAGUCUGUUAACAUUAAAUAAAUAGUUCCCCCUUUCGGUAGGGGGAACGUCGUAUAGAAACUCAAACCCAGAGACAAUGGAAAGAGGCAGAGGUAGAGGUAAAAAAGAAAAGAGAAAUAGAUCCAGAUCACCGAUAGGAAUAGGCGGCAAACGAAGAGAGACUACAAUAGAUAGCGACAAGGAUAUGCAGGAUAGUUGCAAUACUAGUUUUGAGGAUGUAGAAGAACAUGAGUCAGCAGAUAUCUCAAGUAAGACUAUUCCAAGCAAUACAGAGCUAACAGUUAACAGUGGCCACAUAAGUGAGAAAGAGAUAGUAGCAAGUCAAAAUAUUACUGAACAGCCGUCGGUAGUCAAAGUCAAUAACAGUAAUAAGCCUGGUAAAGCUUAUAUAAUUGACACUACCAAAUCAAACCAACAAAAUGCGGAAAUAUUUUAUAAUAUAGAGGAUAGGCUAAUAAAUAAAAGCGAAAUUGAUUCUGAUAGCUUAACGUUAUUGUUAAAAAAUAAAUUAAUUAGAUACGAAGAAUCAACUAUUGGUGAAUGUAAAAUCACAUGUAAACUAACUGCGGAUAAGAUUACUGUAAGUAAGGGAAAAAAUUACUUAAAAAUAUUAGCAUGGUUUAAUAAUAAUAAAAUCUUCCCCUUAAAAAUUAAUAUAAUUAAGUAUAAUUUAGCUGAGGCGAUAUUCUCUAAUUGUAAUGAAGCAAACUUAUGCUUGGAUACUAUGGACAGGGCACAAACCAAUGAUAAAUCGAUUAUAGGCUUUAUUAACAAUAAAUCAAAAUUUUGGAGAGGCGUUAUUACAGAUUGGCCAUACGAUAUUCCACAAUUAUGGCAAGAGAUUAUUAAUAAGGACGAAGUCACGAAAAUGGAGAGGAUGUUUCGCAGAAUUUGGAACAAAGAGGAAAAAGUCAUGAUGAAUAAGAAGACGGAUAAUAUUAUUAUUACGAUGAAAGGCAGUCAACUAAAGGAAAACAUUACAAUAUUCGAAAAUCUCCAAUACAAACUAAAAUGGGAUCUUUACACUACAAAUAGUGUAUUUGUGUACGCAAUAUAUACCAGCGCUGGGAUAACUAUUGUGCAACUACAAUAUGAAAUAAUGUUUUUAAGUAUUGUGGGUUUAUUCAACUUAAAGGAAGACUGUGAGAAUUGUAAUGAUGACAAUUAUACUGCAGACGAAAGUAGUAGAUAGAUACUAAUUUGCAAACCAGUGGAUUAUAUCGAUUGUCAGGAAUCCAUUUACAAAGCACGAGAAUCUUUUAAGCGAGAGCUAAAUAUUAUAGUCUCCGCUAAUAGAAUCUUGUGAUCUGUAGUGGAAUGACCAACGCUCAUUCAUUAACUUGCAAUGUUAGAAGAUUAAGUAAACAUGUGCAUUGUUAUUCAGUUAGUUAAUACAUCAGAAGACAGUGCUUUAGCGUCAUACUUAAAUGCAGUAUAUUGUAUAUUAUCUGUAUCAUAAUAGAGAAAUCAUAUAUUUUGUUCUUAAUCAAUUUAUUAACUUUGUAAUUAUAUUGUAUAUAUGACUGUACAUAUGAAUACAUUUUUCAAGACAACCCAGCAAACCAAUAUGUAACUGUUACAUAACCUAGGGAGCACAUAAAAAGAACAAUGUUAUGUUUCACGGUUAUAUAGACGAGAUGUAAGUGUUAUAUAACCUUGAAAGCACUUUAGAAGAACAUAUAGUUAUAUUUCUUCGUUACGUAUAUAACUCAUAAUAGUUAUUUAAAAAGGUAAUAUAACACACACAUAACUCGUGAUACAUAACAUAAAUAUAACAACUGUAAUCGUUUAGCAAUAUAACAAAUGUUAUAUUACUAAUACAUAUAGAAUAUAUUAUUACAGAUAUUCAUUUAUUAUAAUAUAUUUGCGAUGUAACUUUAGUAACACACAAGUUAUUUUUUUCUCCUUAUAAAUUGGGAUUAUAGUUCAUGCACUUACCGCUAUGUGGCACCUUAUUUACUAUUUGUACCCGUAUUCAAGUUUCUGUCAAGCGUAUAUAAAGCCUGCGAAAUGCGGCUAAUAAAACAUUGUAAUUAUUUCUAUUAGUUUAAUUUCUGAUACGAUUCCCAUACAGGAGAAUUCAGAUAUUGGAUUGAUUUUUGGAAAAUCGGACAGAUAUAAAUGUCCGAUCUUCAUUUAUUUGGACGAUUUCUGUCCAAAUAAGUGAAAAUAAUUGUUCGUUAUUAUCUACUUAAGAUAUAAAAUAG